UUUGGUGGAAGUCAAGUGUCUUCAUCCUCCGUUCGCAGUGCACUGACUGAAUUACACGGAGCUUUGUCUGGUCCAUCCGGUGGUGCUACUCAGAGUGAUGUGAAUGUAUCCGGUCCCGAUCCAUCAGGUCGAAGAUCCUGUUCGGUACGGCCGGUUGGUGGAGAUGAGAUGGGUACCUUGGGCAGUCGCAUGUCACUGCGAUCGUUGUCCUGUGCCUCAUCUUCCGGAGCUGAAUCGUAUAACUCGUAUCGUCUCUUGGUCAAUCAGGCAGGAGCCAGUUGGCGUGAGUUGUGGCGCACUCGAAUGCUUCUGAUGGACGUGUUGCGCUGGGCCGAAGCUGUGGCCCCAUUGGCUCAUGGAAACGGAUCCACGCCCCAUGAUGUCCAUACAUCCGAACCAUCAGCUGUUUAUCCAUCCUCUCCUGCUCCGACUGUUACGGCUCCACUCCCUCCUAUUCUGCCGACAGAUCCGGUGGACUGGAACACCCGGUUUGCUAGCCUUCUCGCUGCUGCCCUCAUGCCUCGCGGUCAGGAUUCUACUACCUUUUCACCACCCGCACAAACUCUCGUUCCCACCCCCAGCACCGUGUCACAGCCUUUGCAACAUCCUAACCCCCUCAGUUCGCUGAAAAUGGGUGAAACCCUAGGGUCGAUGGAUCCGAUGAUGGCAGCUGCAUUCGCGGCCGCCACAGCUGCAGCGGCCACGGUCGCCAUACAGCAGCAGCAACAACAACAACAACAGUGUCAUCCUAUCCAACCACCUAGCAUGUCACCGCUCUCGGGUUCCGAAUCGUCUCCGGCCCAAACUCAAGCCAGUCGGUCCCAUCUAAUUCUAUCGCCGCUUGCUUCGUCGCCGCCAAUGGCUGCCAGUGUGGCACCGGGUUCCCUGAACGAGGUAUUUAUAAUUCUAUCUCAUUCUCGCCUGCUUCCCGUUCGCUCACCACAAGUAAACUCGUUGAAAUUCGAGUCACAACCUAGUAACCGACUCGGAUAG
Messenger RNA from Echinostoma caproni, 993 nucleotides. The record is from the annotation of a GenBank genome assembly. NCBI's taxonomy places the organism in Eukaryota, Metazoa, Platyhelminthes, Trematoda, Plagiorchiida, Echinostomatidae.